UGGCCCUUGCAGCGGCGCUGGAAAAGGAUCAACUCCGGGAAAAUAAUGCACGGCGGCGUUUAGUGCCGCGUUUGCUUUCCAUUUCCUAGUCUCGAACGAAAAUCCAUCACCGAACGGUUCGAAGAAACUAUGGCACAGCUACUGCGUGGCCGAUCGAGGAUCGAUCCUCGCUUCAAGCACGUACGACCCGUGGUGUACGCAGUAAGCCGCGUGAACUUUUCCGGAUUUACCUCGGGCAACUACCAUGGCGGAGGAGCAGGAGGAGGAGGAAGCACCGGAUCGCAGUACAACUUCCACCGGCAGCAUGAUUUCCUGCGGCCACCGAACACAGGCGGAUGGCAGUACUCACACCAUCAGUACCGCAGCUACGGUAUGCUGAUUGGCCGAGUGCUGCGGGGCGUACUCAAGUUACGGUAUCUGGUGUUGGGUGGUGCAAUCGGUGGCGGUGUAACGUUGAACAAACGGUACGAGGAAUGGAAAGAUGGACUGCCCGACAUGAAAUGGCUCGAGGAAGUCCUGCCCGACAACGAAAAGUGGGCCGGCUUCACGCGAAACCUGUUGGCGGUCAAGGAUGCUGUGAAAGAUUCCAUCGAGAUUGAUCCUCGUUUGAAGCAGCUAAGCGAGAAUAAAAUGAACGAAUGGCGACAGUGGUUCGAUCAACGGUUGGACAACGCGAUCGAAGCCGCCGAAACGCAACAAAACCCUCAAAUCGAAAGUUCUUUCCAGAAUUUGUCAGAAUUCAUUUCCGACUUAUAUGGAGCUACCAAAGAAGAGCUACGAGCCAAGAACACGGUCAACGCGAAGGGACUGGGAGCGGAAGAGAGCCGCAAGCGAGUCGACACACUGCAAGCCCAGGUCGAUUCGCUGCAAACGGAAAUCAUGAACGUGCAGCUGAAGUACCAGCGUGAGGUGGAGAAACUGGAGAAGGAAAACCGCGACCUGCGGCAACAGUACUUGAUCAUGAAGACGAACCGCAAACAGCCGACGAAGAAGCGUAUCAAAAAGUCCCUGAUCGAUAUGUACUCGGAGGUACUGGAUGAGCUGUCCGGGUAUGAUACGAGCUACACGACGGCCGACCAUCUUCCGCGCGUUGUCGUAGUAGGCGAUCAAAGCAGCGGUAAAACCUCGGUACUGGAGUCGAUCGCACAGGCACGCAUCUUUCCCCGUGGCAGUGGCGAGAUGAUGACGCGGGCACCGGUCAAAGUGACGCUGUCCGAAGGUCCGUAUCAUGUGGCACAGUUUCGCGAUUCCGAUCGUGAGUACGAUCUGACGAAGGAGAGUGAUCUGGCCGAAUUGCGGCGCGAUGUGGAAAUCCGCAUGCGCAAUUCGGUGCGCGGUGGCAAAACGGUCAGCAUGGAUGUGAUUUCGAUGACGGUCAAGGGACCGGGGCUGCAGCGAAUGGUGCUGGUCGAUUUGCCCGGCAUCAUCUCGACGCAAACGGUCGACAUGGCACCGGAUACGCGCGAUCAAAUCAAACACAUGACCGAACACUAUAUGAGCAAUCCGAAUGCCAUUAUACUGUGCAUUCAGGAUGGGUCGGUGGAUGCAGAACGUAGCAAUGUGACCGAUCUGGUAUCGCAAUGCGAUCCGCUCGGUAAGCGUACCAUCUUCGUGCUGACCAAGGUGGAUCUGGCCGAGGAUCUGGCGGAUCCGAACCGUAUUCGUAAGAUCCUUUCCGGCAAGCUGUUCCCCAUGAAAGCUCUCGGGUACUUUGCCGUCGUCACGGGUCGUGGUCGAAAGGACGAUAGUAUCGAAACGAUUCGCGAGUAUGAGGAAAAGUUUUUCAAAAACUCCAAACUAUUCCAAAGUGGCGUCACCAUGUCCCACCAAGUCACUACGCGAAACUUGAGCCUGGCCGUGGCUGAUCGCUUCUGGAAGAUGGUUCGCGAGACGAUCGAACAGCAGGCGGACGCGUUUAAGGCUACCCGAUUCAAUCUCGAAACGGAAUGGAAGAACAACUUCCCGAGAUUGCGUGAAUCCGGUCGAGACGAGCUAUUCGAGAAGGCGAAAGGCGAAGUGCUAGACGAGGUAGUGAACUUAUCGCAGGUUUCGGCCAAAAAGUGGGAAGAACUGAUGAACAACAAACUCUGGGAGAAGCUAUCGAGCUAUGUGUUCGAGAAUGUUUACCUACCCGCGGCACAAUCCGGUUCGCAGAAUUCCUUCAACACGAUGGUGGACAUCAAGCUACGGCAGUGGGCCGAGCAGGCACUGCCAGCCAAAUCGGUGGAAGCCGGCUGGGAGGCACUUCAGAAGGAGUUCCAGCACCUGAUGGAGGUUGCACGGCGGACACCGGAUCACGAUGACUUGUACGAUAAUCUGAAGAGUGCCGUCAUCGAUGAAGCCAUCCGGAGACACUCAUGGGAGGACAAAGCGAUCGAUAUGCUGCGCGUGAUACAGCUAAACACACUCGAGGAUCGCAGCGUACACGAUAAGCAGGAGUGGGAUCAGGCGGUACGGUUCUUCGAGACCUCGGUCAAGGAAAAGCUGCUAGCGACGGAGAAAACGAUCGGCGAAAUGUUCGGACCGAGCACGAGCCAAAAGUGGCUCCAGUGGCGCUCGUCGACGGAAGAGCAAACCAAGCGGCGUCAUGUGAAGGGCGAACUGGACAAAAUACUCGAUAGCGAUGCAAAACACUCGCCGACACUGAGCUACGAUGAGUUGACCACGGUGCGGAAGAACUUACAGCGCGGUAACAUCGAGGUGGAGACGGAUUACAUUCGCGAGACAUGGUAUCCCAUCUAUCGACGGCAUUUCUUGAAGCAAGCCUUGAACCGGGCUUACGACUGCCGUAAAGCUUACUAUCUGUACUCGCAGCAGGGCAACGACUGCGAGAUCAACUGUAGCGAUGUGGUUCUGUUCUGGCGUAUCCAGCAGGUCAUCAAGGUGACGGCGAAUGCGCUCCGGCAGCAAGUGAUCAACCGUGAGGCCCGUCGGUUGGAUAAGGAAAUCAAGGAGGUGCUAGACGAGUACGGAGAAGAUGACGAGAAGAAGCAGCAGCUGCUGACUGGCAAGCGUGUUCAGCUGGCUGAGGAACUGAUUCGCGUGCGGCAAAUCCAGGAAAAACUAGAAGAAUUCAUCAAUGCACUGAAUCUGGAAAAAUAAGGUACCCGCUGCGCCGCUGCACUGAACAUCAAACCCCUCCUACGCAUUAUACGAUGAACAGAGCUCUAUUCGCUCGGCUUGGGUAUCGUGUGACACGCUGCUGUAGCUCAGAGUAAUCGCGGAAACAAAGCUCGCCACCUCGCCGUAUGGUCAGCUUGCGUAACGGCAUCGUCAAGUUAAAGCUAUUUAUUUCCUACCGCUCUGUCACCUCACCCAUCAGUCAUCACUUUCAUUGAAACACAUCCUAGCCAACGUAGUGGAACGAGACGAUCCACGAUUGCGCUACAGAGAGUGCAUCGAAUCUGGUCAAAUGUUAAGCCGCAUUCCGUUGCCAUCGUGUGACACUGCGAUGUUAAUCAACUUUAGCCAAAUCGCUUUGCGAAUGCUGGAAAAAUGUUUUCGCACAACAAUCGUGGUAUUUUCCGGAUCGAACCCCCCGGAUCAGCGGCGAAUGAGGAAAUGCCGCCGGCAUAUAUUGUGAUUGGAACACAUUUUCAGAAACAAAAAUGAAAGUCAUUCGUCAUUAACGUACUUUAAAUAAAAUUUAAUUAUCAUCAGUCGAUAAGCUGGAAGCAUGCAUAU
Molecule: messenger RNA, 3684 nt
Organism: Anopheles darlingi
Lineage: Eukaryota; Metazoa; Arthropoda; Insecta; Diptera; Culicidae
Gene: Opa1
Product: dynamin-like 120 kDa protein, mitochondrial
Exons: 10
Coding region: 130-3102 (990 amino acids)
Biological process (GO): mitochondrial fusion
Cellular component (GO): cytoplasm; microtubule; mitochondrial membrane
Molecular function (GO): microtubule binding; GTPase activity; GTP binding
Source: RefSeq, a predicted model, not a curated record